AUGAAUGUUCCUUCAAAAGAGAGUUCAGUACAGCUUGAUUACCAGAAAAUUAAUGACCAGUUAAUAAAGAUCACAGAAGAUCUUCAUGAAUUAAAAUCUCAAUUACCAUCAUUUUACAGAUUUAUAAAUAUUGGUGCAUUAAGACGUGAUAUUAAAUUACUGGUGAAUUUAUGCCAAACUAAUGACUCGCCACUUACUACAUCUGGAACCAAUAGUCGAACAGAUCGAAUGUCAGCUCAUUGUAAACUUGAAGAUUACACCUGUUUGUCUGCAGAACAAGAUUCUGUCUCGGAUACAUUCCACUCUGAAGAAAUGAUCAAGCAUACUCCAACAGUAUAUAGUACAUGUACAGUACAAACAGGUACUGAUACACCAAAAUGGCGGAAACUAUGCGGUAGGGCUAAAUUAUCCACCGCUGAACAGCUGAUUAGCAAUGCUAAUCAAACCCUACAAGUUUCUAUUACACCACAUAAUAUACGAUAUGGAAUUAAUUCAGUUUGUCAAGAAAUCUACACUUUACAAAUACUUUUAGAAAAUUUGAAAAUAUUAACUCAAAAAGUGAUUGAUUCACAGAGAAAAAUGGAAAAAGCUGUUGACUAUGAUGGAUUAAACAACUUUUUACACAGUAAUGCAUUAAAAAUGCGUAAAAUUAUGUUACGUUUAGUUGAAUAUGUGGAGAAGAUUAACAAUCGAAGAUUUAUUGAUAGAAUUCUACUACAUUUGAGACGUAGAAGUACAGCCAGUUAUUUUCUUUAUUUAAUUGAUCAAGAGAAAGGUGAAAAAGCGAAAUGGAAGAUAUGA
This is a messenger RNA of Trichobilharzia szidati, 801 nucleotides long. NCBI's taxonomy places the organism in Eukaryota, Metazoa, Platyhelminthes, Trematoda, Strigeidida, Schistosomatidae. The record is from the annotation of a GenBank genome assembly.